GGUUUUUCGGGAGUAUUUUUCCAUUGCUGCUUGCCUCAUUGCACUACUGGUUUGCUUAAGAAGCAACAGAGGAAGUGCGUUUUCUUAAAAUAUAUCGUGUAAUUUUAAGGAAAUCGUGAAGUGUCAGCUUUUUUCAACAUCCUUUUGGUGAAGUUAAUAGGAGUGAAAUAAAUGUACCUGUAUUACAGUCUUUACUUCCUGUGUAACACAAAGAAACAUUCAGUGCAACAUGUCGCUCAACAGUCUCAAGAACGACUUCAACUCACGUGUAGCAUACUUGAAAAAGCUUUUGGGACGCAACGAUAAUACUUCGCUUCCUUUUUGCAACUGCGAGUAUCCACCAGUGACAAGAUCGCGUCACACCGCCAGGAAAAUAGAACGUUGCAAGUGCGGUGAAGAUACAUCCACUCAGCUCGACUGGACCUGGGAAGAUGAGGGCGAGCGACCAGAGCGAAAAAUAAUCAACGGAACGGAAAUUCUGUUCCAUCCUGUGUACAGCCAAGGAACGGCAGUAGUUCGAGGAACGUUACCACUGCAGUCCGGCAUGCAUCACUACUGGGAGAUCAAAGUACUCAGUGGUCUAUCCGGAACUGAUAUAAUGCUUGGAAUAGGAACUGACAAAGUGGACCUGCAAGCAAAUCUGUUCAAAUUCGUCAGUGUGCUUGGCAUGGACGACCAAUCCUGGGGAUAUUCCUACCGUGGCCUUACUCAGCACAAUGGUCAGUUGAAGCACUAUGGAAAGAAAUUUAGUCAGGGUCGAAUCAUUGGUAUCUACGUUGACAUGUAUCGAGGAAUACUAGAGUUCUACCUGAACCGUCGAUCACAGGGUCGAGCCUACAUAAACAUUCCACAUGAUGAUAACGCAUGCAUUUAUCCCAUGGUCUGUUCAACUUCUGCCAAAUCAUCACUUAAAUUAAUAAAUGCCGCCGCGUUUGCUAAUAGUCUCGUAUUUAGUUGUAUGAAAGUGAUAUGCAAAUAUCCAAAACUGUUGAAACAGGCGAAUGCCAUACCUGGACUUAAAAAAAUAGCCGAUGAACUGUGGUUUCUUCAAUUUGAAGAACAGAAGAAGACUGAUGAAUUUCAACGCAACAAUUUACUGCUAGAAGAUGAAGCUGUCUUAUGUGGUUUGAAAAAGAAGAAGUUAAACGAAGCGCUUUCGCAUGUUGAUUAUGAAAAUAUAUCUGAGGAAAAAAUCUACGACAAUAUGAUCACAGAGGAAAACCCAAAAACGCGCAAUCUAAGCACAGGCAGUAGCAGCAGUAGUGAGGACGAGGAACUAGCAGGCAUGAUUUCAAGAGAGUUCUUCUGCAAUCACUAAUAUAAAGUGCAAACCAUUUAUGUGCAUUUUUGAAUACUUUUACAAUUGUACAUAUGUCAACCAAUGGCGUCCCUUAUGUCGUCAUCGUAAAUCUAGAAUUAAUACAGUCUGUGCCAUAUUUACCUAUUUUGAAAACCACUGUACAUGUUAUGAUUUUCGGAUCGAAUUUGUCGAUCCAGUGUUCAAGGUUAUAAUCUAAAUUCGAUCGAAAAAAUAGCAGCUCGUUUUAAAAUUAGUAACAAAAAAAGGGAAUCUGAAAAAGCUUAAAUUUGUAGUACUGUAUGCAAUCUCAUUGAUUAAGGUCAGUUGAUUGAGGCUGGACUAUAUCGUGCGAAGUGAAUCAAAAGAAAUUUCCAAAAUACAUAUCAAAGGAUUUUUUUACAAAACGAACACGAACAUCCAAAAUAGGUACUUAUUACGAAACUUUCGGAUUUGCAAUUCCUUCACUUACAGUCUUUACAGCGUACAUUUAUUUUUUACUCGUUUCCUUACAUUCGCGUUAAUUACAUUAAAAAAUGGCAAUGCCAAACUUACGUCCUGUGAAAAGUAAUGCAAACACUAUAAUUUUAUCGUCAAUAAGGCGUCAGCAAACUGUACAGAAUGUUUUAAAUUCGAAGUUUUCCUGUCGAACAUUUAUGUAUAUAAAAAUUUUCAACAAACUCGAAGUCUUGAUAUUUGUUUUCAGCUAGAAAUACGUACGAACAUAGAA
Molecule: messenger RNA, 2027 nt
Organism: Sabethes cyaneus
Lineage: Eukaryota; Metazoa; Arthropoda; Insecta; Diptera; Culicidae
Product: SPRY domain-containing SOCS box protein 3
Exons: 3
Coding region: 230-1318 (362 amino acids)
Biological process (GO): proteasome-mediated ubiquitin-dependent protein catabolic process
Cellular component (GO): SCF ubiquitin ligase complex
Molecular function (GO): protein binding
Source: RefSeq, a predicted model, not a curated record